AUGACAGAAACACUCAAGCCAUUACUGCUCAUAUGCAGCUCUCCCGCACAAGGCCAUUUUGCACCCUGCAAAAUCAUCGCCAAACAACUCAUAAAUCGAGGCUACGAAGUCACGUUUCUGACCGGAACUCGAUUUGGACCUGGUCUCGAAGCCAUCGGCGCCGCUUUUGUUCCCUUACAAGGCUAUUCCGAUUAUGAUGAUUCACCGAGCGAGAUGGCGAAGAAAUGGCCUCUCCGAGAGAGUUUCCAGGGUCCCGCUAGAAUGCUUUACGAUAUGGAACAAUUAUUCCUUAAUGCCAUGCCCUCACAAUUUGAGAGUAUUCAACGCGCUUUGAAGAUAAUGACGGAUAAACAACCGGGAAGACAAAUUGUUCUUCUUAACGAUGUUAUUUUCUGUGGUGUACUCCCCCUCUUGAUGAAUGCACCAGGCAUCAAACCUACAGCGAUAAUUGGUAUUGGGAUCGCCUCCAUUUUUAUCACCAGCCAAGAUGUUCCACCGAUUGGAACUGGACUCUUUCCAGAUAGUUCACCGGAAGGCCGCGUGCGCAAUCUAGCCAUGCACGCCGAUUUACAGAGCGGACCGUUUGCCGGAAUCAAUAAAAUCUUCCACGACAAUUUCGAAAAAGUCGGCGCGCAACGUCCAUCCACGUUUUCCUUUGAUUCCAUGUAUAUCCUCCCUGAUAGAUUUAUUCAGCUCUGUGCUCCCAGUGUCGAAUAUCUUCGGAGUGAUCUUCCCAAAACAUUGUCUUUCUCCGGUGGUGUGCCGAAAGGUCAUAGAGAUGUUGUGCUCACUACACGCCCUACAUGGUGGGAAGAAGUCACCGUCAAUCCAUCGAAAAAACGGAUUGUUUUCGUUAGUCAAGGAACCAUCGCAUUGAAUUACGAGGACUUGCUUAUUCCCACCAUUCAAGCAUUUGCGGAUCGCGACGAUAUUAUCGUGAUUGCCGCGCUGGGUGUCAAGGGGGCUUCGUUACCCGAAUCGGUUAUAGUACCCAGUAAUGCGUAUGUAGAGGAAUUCGUCCCGUUCGAUGAUAUUCUUCCGCAUUGUGAUGUAUUUGUUACGAAUGGUGGGUAUGGGGGUUUUCAACAUGGGUUGAGUAAUGGGUGUCCGAUGGUGAUGGGUGGUGAGACGGAGGAUAAACCGGAGACUUGUAUGAGAGGUGAGUGGACGGGGGUAGGGAUUGAUCUGAAAACUGGGGGGCCGGGGGUGGAAUUAUUGAGGGAACAGGUUGAGAAGAUUCUUGGGGAUGGGAAAUAUAAGAAGAGGGCGGAGGAGAUUAUGAGGGAGAUGGAGGGGUAUGAUCCCGUGGGAGUUUUUGAAACGGUGAUUGAAGAGGUGGUUAAAGAGAAGAGUGCGCUUGCUAAAUGA
This is a messenger RNA of Sclerotinia borealis F-4128, 1368 nucleotides long. Lineage: Eukaryota; Fungi; Ascomycota; Leotiomycetes; Helotiales; Sclerotiniaceae. The record is from the annotation of a GenBank genome assembly.